GGAGGAGGAGAAUUGGGGCUCGGCGGCAUGGAACCCGUUCAAGGUGUUAACGACAUUGACAUUGAUAUGUCGCUUUUUGAUUUGGAUCAUCUAAAUCGUCCUGGCCGAUCAACAUCAGCAUUUUCCUACGUCUCUCAGCCAGAACCGAUUAACCUAGAAGAUGAAACAGGUGAUGAAAUUCUGUUUGGGUCAUUGAGGGCAGAUAUUGUUGGCAUCCGGUAUUAUCAUGGAAUGGUGAACAUCGGAGAGAUGGUAUCUCUAGAGCGUGACCCAGCCAAUCGUUACGACCCUAAUGCUGUCAAGGUGAUCAACGUGGAUGGUGUUCAGGUGGGACAUAUCAAGCGGGAACUGGCCAGAGCUCUUGCUGAGGUCAUGGACAACAACCUUGCUAGAGUAAAAGGGACAGUGCCAUUCGGUGCAACAAAUGAAUUCACCAUGCCAGUUGACCUUACCUUCUGGGGAACGGAGAACAAAGACAUCACCCUCAACACAAUGACUGCUCAGGGGUUCCACAUUAGGCAGUCUAUAGAGGAACUUGGUCCCUCCACGUCAGGAGCUGGCAGCUUGGCCGGGUUGAACAGAAUGCUGGAUACGAGGCGUGUCUUUCUUACUCCUGCAGAGGUAAAAGGUGAACUGGACAAACUGUUUGAUGACUUGGAAGAAGGCGAUAAGAUCGAGGCUGAGCCAGCUGCGGCUAUUGUGACAAAGAUGUACCCUCAUCAGAAGCAGGCUUUACACUGGAUGAUGGCACGAGAAAACGGGCAGACUCUUCCACCGUUCUGGGAAAAGAGGGGCAACAACUACUUCAACUCCAUCACUUUCAUCAGCACACAUAGGAAGCCCGAGAGUGUACAUGGAGGCAUCUUAGCCGAUGACAUGGGUUUGGGAAAGACACUGGAGAUGAUUGCAUUGAUUCUUACCAACUUUGACAAGGGCAUGCCCCUGGCUGUACCUGUAGCUGGUGUGGUGAGGGAAACCAAGAAAAAUGUGAAGUGCACAAAGUCUCUUGCUGUGGCGAAAAAGCCCUCAGAAACCCCAGGAUUUAAACCAUCCAAAGUGAAAUUUGAUCUGAGAAGAAGGCUGAAGUUGAGGGAAAGUUUCACAGAGACGAGCACAAAGAAUCCAUCGCCAAUACCUAGCAUGCAUUUCGACUCCAAUGAAGAACCAUCAGGAUUUAAACGGAAAAAAGAUCAACUGGUGGGUAACUUGCAGACAGAUGACCCUUACAGAUGUAGUCCUGUGUUAGAUGAAGACGACAGUGUUACAGCCAUGGAUGGUCUUGAUGCAAAUGUCACGGUGAAACUAGCAGAUCCUGGGUAUAAGCCAGCUCUGCCUGAGACAGAGGUCAGCUUGACCAGGCCAGCCCUGCGUUCUUCCAACAUCAAGUCCAGACCUCAAAGUUCAUCAAGAAAGCCAGCCAGUGAUGAAGAAGAGGACGGGGGUGUGCCUGUCAAGAAAACAAGACUGAUAAGUUCAGCAUCUGCUGUGAUCAAAUCCAGUGAAUGUCAGCCACCUGAAUCCAGGAAAGGAAAAGGUGAAGGGAAGGGAAAAAAGCUCAAAGAAGUUGUGGCUUCAGCAAAAACAGUGGUUACCUGUGCUUUACCUAAUGUACAGUUAACGUGCAGUGUACCAGAACCAGAGGUUACAUGUACUCUUCCAGAACCAGAGCUCACAUGUUCUGUACCAGAACCAGAGGCCACAUGUACUGUUCCAGAACCAGAGGUCACAUGUACUCUUCUAGAACCAGAGGUCACAUGUUCUGUACCAGGACCAAAGGCCACAUGUACUCUUUCACAACCAGAAGUCCAGUGUAUUGUACCUGAAGCAGAGGUGGAGUGCACUCUUCCAGAACAAGAGGUGACAUGUACUUUUAUUCGGUCAGAAAUCAGUUGUAUUGUACCAAAAGGAAAGAGUACAUAUGCUGUAUCAGAAUCAUCUAAAGACAUAGACAUGCCUGAUAUCACUGUCCAGGAAGGUAGUCAGAGUGCACAGAAAAACCAUUCAAAGGCCAUCACAAACACAUUGCCAGGUGGAAUUGUACAGCGGAUUUUUCCAGAUGGAACAUUUGAGACGGUUUUCCCGUCUGGAGUUAUACAGACAAUUCUCCCUUCAGGGGCUGUGAAGACAUCUGUUCCCUCUACAGGUGUUCAGACCAUUCUGCCAAACAGUCAGGUGACUGUAGACCCAGUACAGCUGGCAGUGUUGUCUGACAGACAUUCCAAAGGGGCCAUUGAGUCCUCGGGAGUCAUUACAUCAUUGCCCGCCCCACAGAAUUGUGAACCAUCUAACACCAAGCUCCCAUCUCAUUCACAAGACUCCCGUGCGUCAGUUAUUCCUGACAGUACAUCAUCAGCACAAACAUAUCAAGCUUCUUCGGCUAAAAUUCUGUCUACGGGUCCUCAAGGAUCUCUCCUGGAUACGCCAAGUAUAACUGUCAAAGCUGAUGCGUCAGGGAGUGGAAUUCCUGAAAGUCCAGCAACACCUGUGAUGCUCUUUAUGCCUAACCUGUCUGCGGUGGUGCAGGCGUUCUGCGAUGGUCUCCCUGUCCCGGUGACAAGGGGACAAAGUCCUUGUGCUGAACCUUUGUCUACUAUGUGCGGUUCAGUUGGUCCCACUGCACUGGAAAAAGAUGCAGCAUAUUUGGGUGCGACCAAGAGCCCUGUUGUUAUGAACAAGGGUGCAAACAUACAAACACCUAGUGCUGAGAACUCAAACAUACAAAUAUCAUCUUCUAGUGCUUCAAACAUGCAGAUACCUUCCCGUAGUGCAUGGGUGUCAAACAUACAAAAACCUGCUUUUAGUGCUGGGGUUUCAAAGGUGCUAACACCUUCCUGUACUGCUGGAUUUUCAAACGUUCAAGCACCUUCCUGUAGUGCUGGAGUUUCAAACGUUCAAGCAGCUUCCUGUAGUGCUGGGGUUUCAAACGUUCAAGCAGCUUCCUGUAGUGCUGGGGUUUCAAAUGUUCAAGCAGCUUCCUGUAGUGCUGGGGUUUCGAAUGUUCAAGCACCUUCCUGUACUGCUGGAGUUUCAAAGGUCCAAACACCAGGAAUUUGGAAUGGAGUAUCAAAGGCACACACAAUAUCCACCUGUACUACAACGUCAGGUUGUGCCUUACAUAUUGCGUCCACCUCUUGCGAUGCAAAUGGUUCCAAGCAGUCUGGUGCAAACCAUGGCUCACAAUCAAAGAAGGUCAACGCUGAAUCUCUGACUCUAUCACAGUUGCUACAGCUAGGAAAGUCCAAGUCCAGCUUUGUGGAUCUGUGCCUGGAUGAUGAAUUGCCUGAUAUUUGUGUUGUUGAUGAUGAUAACGAUUCAGCAGGUGCUGGGCCCAGUGGGUUACAGUCUUCACACCCAGCAAGCUACAGUCGGCCUUCUUCCAGUGUAUCACCACAGACAACAUCCAGAGCUUCAUCAGGUGCACCGUCCAGGGCGUCGUUGAGUGUGGCCCCCGCCCGGUCAGGCCACACACAUUCAGAUGGUCCCCGUGGUACACUUAUCAUUUGUCCUCUCUCCGUCAUGAGCAACUGGGUGGAUCAGCUUGAGCAGCACGUUCAUCCGAAUGUCAAGUUGGAGGUGUACAUGUACCAUGGACCUAAUCGUAUUACUAACGCCGAAUUUCUAAGCAGACAGGACAUAGUCUUAACAACGUAUUCCACCGUCGGCAUGGACUCUAAGUGUCGCCACGCGCUGAGGUCUAUAGAGUGGCUGAGAAUCGUCUUGGAUGAGGGACACGCCAUCAGGAACCCCUACACUCUGCAGACUAGGGCCAUUAUGGACCUGAGAGCCCGCAGGAAAUGGGUGCUUACAGGAACGCCUAUCCAGAACUCAAUGCAAGACUUGUGGUCUAUCGUGAAUUUCCUCCAGAUCAGCCCAUUCACAGACAAGAAGUGGUGGGAUCGAACCAUAGAGCGGCCGUUGUGUAACAGGGAUAAGUCUGCUCUACAGAGAGUCCGUCAGCUAAUUGGGUUGAUUGCGCUGAGGCGCACCAAGACACAGGAGAUGAAUGGAAAGCCGCUCCUGGACUUGCCUGAAAAGCGCAUCUUCGUCGAACACAUCAAGCUGAGUGAUGAGGAGAGAAAAUUGUACGACUCCAUGCAGAACACUGGACAGCUCAUUAUCUGCAGUUAUUUUAACCAGGGCACUCUACUGAAUCACUACGGGGAAGUGCUAGCCAUCCUGAUGAGGCUGCGGCAACUCUGUUUGCAUCCUCGACUAGUUGCCAAGGCAGCUGCAAUGGCCACUCAGGCAGUGGAAUCAGCUCCCAAAGACACGAGUGAAGAUGAGAUGAAGCAGGGAUUGGUGACGGCGCUGUUAGAGGUUCUCCAGUCUGGCUCCGAUGAGGAAUGCUCCAUUUGUUUCGAGUCACUGCGUGACGCCGUUAUUACGCCCUGUGCGCAUGUAUACUGUCGUACAUGCAUUGAAGCCGUCAUCCAAAAUGAACAGCCGGAAGCCAAAUGCCCACUUUGUCGUGGAGAUCUGAGGACAGAACAGUUGAUUGAGGUUCCCCCGGAAACUGAAACGCCUCAGAGACAGACAUUCUCUGAUGGGGACUUUCAGUCUAGUUCCAAGGUGGAUGCCCUGCUAAAUGCACUGAUCACUCUACGGCAGCAAGACCCGUCCAUCAAGAGCCUCGUCGUCUCACAGUUUACCUCGUUACUUCAGCUCCUGGAGAUUCCUCUCAGAAAACAAGGUUUCAUAUUCACCAAGCUGGAUGGCACCAUGUCAGCCACACGGAGGAUCCGGUCCAUUGCCGAAUUCUCUGAGACAGGCCCUGGCACCCCUGAAAUUAUGCUACUCUCACUCAAAGCUGGAGGGGUGGGGAUCAACCUGACGGCUGCCACACAGGUUUUCCUCAUGGACCCGGCCUGGAACCCUGCUGCAGAAGAGCAAUGUUUUGAUCGCUGUCAUCGCCUGGGCCAGACCAAAGAUGUGACUGUGACUAAGUUUGUGGUCGAGGACUCGGUAGAAGAGAAGAUGCUGGAACUACAGGAGAAGAAACGCCAGCUGAUGCAAGGCGCAUUCGGCAAGAAGCCCAACGCCGAGCAGCGUCGUCAGCAAAGGAUCGAAGACAUCCGGAACUUGAUCAACUUGAAGACCUCACCUGAAGAUGAUCAAUGAUGUCCGUAAUUUGAUCAACUUAUUGCCCUCACCUGUGGAGGAUCAUUGACAUCUGGAACUUGAUUGACUUGUUGUCCUCACCUGUAGAGGACCAGUAGAAUCUGGAGCUGGAUCAACUUGAUGUUCUCACCUGUAGAGGACAAGUAACAUCUGGAACUUGAUCAACUUGUAGCCCUCAUCUGUAGAGCAUCAAUGACAUCCAUACUACAUCACCUAUGGGACCACUGUUUUUACUUUUGGACUUAACCAAUAUACAAUUUUUUACAUUAUUUUCAUCGAUUUUUUAAAAAUAUUUUUAUAUUUUUAAUGAAAUCAUAGUUUCUUGUAUUCAUCAGAGAUUGUCUUUGAAUGAAGAAACACAAUCUGUCAUGACCGUGGAUUUUGUGUAAAACGUCAGUGUUUUAAAACGUGUCAGACUUUUGCCAUUGUGGCCUGUUCAUUUUAACAGGACUGUUGUAGGGUGGCAUGUUGUCACACUUCUGGUGUAGAGGUGACUUAGUCAAACUUACCCAGUAUUGCCUUGACUUCAUUUCAUAUCUUGAUAAAAUGUAAAAUAGAAUGUGUUCACAACAAUUUAUUUAAGACAAAUGCAUGUAUCCAGUGUUUUUGUGCUUUUUAAAAAAAUAUGUACAUUCUAAAGUUUAUUCUUCAACCUCAGAGUAAACUGCAUGGACUACUGAAAUUAAUAUCAAAGAGCUGAUUCCUGUAAACUGUAUGUUUCCAGUGUGCAUGUACCAUUUCUAAACCACUUUCUGAUAUCAAAUUUUAGUGCUUGUACCAUUUCUAAACCACUUUCUGAUAUCAAAUUUUAGUGCAUGUACCAUUUCUAAACCACUUUCUGAUAUCAAAUUUUAGUGCAUGUACCAUUUCUAAACCACUUUCUGACAUCAAAUGCCAGUGCAUGUAUCAUGUCUACAUCAUUUUCUGAUAUCAAAUUUUAGUGCAUGUACCAUUUCUAAACCACUUUCUGAUAUCAAAUUUUAGUGCAUGUACCAUUUCUAAGUCACUUUCUGAUAUCAAAUUUUAGUGCAUGUACCAUUUAUAAACCACUUUCUGAUAUCAAAUGUUAAUGCUUGUACCAUUUCUAAACCACUUUCUGACCUCAUAUGUCAGUGCAUGUACCAUUUCUAAACCACUUUUUCUGAUGACGAAUGUCUGUGCACAUACAUUUCUCUAGCACUUUCUGAUAUCAAAUUUUCGUGCAUGUACCAUUUCUAAACCUCUUUCUGGUAUCAAAUGUUAGUGUAUGUACCAUUUAUAAACCACUUUUCUGAUGACGAAUGUCUGUGCGCAUACAUUUUUCUAGCACUUUCUGAUAUCAAAUUUUCGUGCAUGUACCAUUUCUAAACCACAUUCGGAUAUUAAAUGUCAGUACAUGGACAUCAGCCUACAUUAUAAUUGCACUGUCUUAAAUGUGGGACUCCUCGAACACACAGAGACGUUGAUUUUUCUUAAACCUGGACAACAGUGGACAGUGUACCCCCAAAAUCACAUAUUUUUUGGCCCUGCUGGCAUACAUGUACCUAAUAAGGUUUUAGUUAGACUGAACAUCAAUUUAAUGCAGACGUAUUAGUUCUCCAUGUACACAUGCAUGUCUGCCAAAUUUACAGGACAGCUAAUCAGAAAUUGAUUUUCUUUUGUUAUUUGGUUAUUAUGAUUUAUGCUGACGUGUCCUUUGGUUUUGGUACCAGGAACUACAAAACUUGUGAACCAGUAGUUGUCACCAUCAGCGAGAACUCAUGAAACAUUUUAAGCAAUCCAAGGGUUCCGUCAAUCUAAUGAUGAACAUCGCUGCAUUAAGAUCUUCGUGUACUUUGGAAGAUGAGCUAAUGAAAGCAAAAGUCUCUCUGCGCGGGUUUUCUCAAAUUCUCUAGUGUUAAAGGUAUGAUUCAAGGGAAUUUGAAUGAAGAUUGACCAUGUAAAGGUUCUCAGUGUUAUAAGCUUGAUGCAAUGGUACUGGUCGCAAUGUGUCUCCUUGGUGGAAGUAAUCUGAGAUGUGUGGGGGAAACUUUAGCAUCACUGGCUAUAAAGGGAAGGUAUUCCAAUGGCAGUAUCUGUGAAAUGACUAGUGUCAAAGACCUACAUUAGUAGGUAGAUGUUCAUGCAAAUGUUGCAAGUCUUGAUUUUUGUUGUCUUGGAUGUUCUUGCUGUAGCUAUUACACUUUGCUUUUUGGGUUUUUUUUUGUGUGUUUGUUUUGAAUCGUUAUUAGGAAUGUCUAUUCUUUAUCGGUUCAUGUAGAUCACAGUAC
This is a messenger RNA of Liolophura sinensis, 7367 nucleotides long. RefSeq lists its product as uncharacterized. NCBI's taxonomy places the organism in Eukaryota, Metazoa, Mollusca, Polyplacophora, Chitonida, Chitonidae. Gene Ontology annotation, molecular function: zinc ion binding; nucleic acid binding; ATP-dependent activity, acting on DNA. The record is from RefSeq and is a predicted model, not a curated record. Gene Ontology annotation, biological process: DNA repair. Gene Ontology annotation, cellular component: nucleus.